AGGUACUGUCGGCCAACGACCUCAGCUGGUCUCGCACAAUUAUAACCGCACUCACGCCGCCCCCCUCGCAGAGUCGCCAUGGUUUCUGCACUAAUUCUGAUCGCGGACGGAACGGAGGAGAUGGAGUUUACCAUCACCUACGAUACCCUCGUCCGAGCUGGUGCCUCAUGCACCUCUGCGUUUGUAUCCACCGAGGAGCGUCAGGGAGAUAGCGGUUCCUACGAGAAGAAUCCUCCUUUCGCAAAGGGCUCUCGCGGCAUCAACAUCCUCCCUGACACCUACUUUUCGCCUCAGGCGCACACUCCGGACAAGUUCGAUCUGCUCGUCAUCCCAGGAGGUGCCAAGGGAGCCGAGACGAUCUCCAACAGCUCCCCGGUACAGCACUUGGUCCGCCAGUUUCUCGAGGCCGGCAAAUAUGUGGGCAUGAUUUGUGCAGGUAGCCUCGCCGCGUUGACGGCAAAGCUGCCGAAGCAGCCGCUGACGUCGCACCCAAGCGUAAAGGACCGCCUUGCAGAUGCUUUCGUGUACUCCGAGCAAUCGGUCGUCGUCUCCGGAAAGCUGGUGACAAGUCGAGGUCCAGGAACCACUUUUCCCUUCGCAUUCACCCUUGUUGAAAUGCUAUUCGGUAAGGAGAAGCGCGAGGAGGUUAUAGGACCCAUGGUCUUCCCUCCGGGCACUUGGGCCUAAGACCCUACGCAUGGUCUGGUCACGAUUCAGGAAACAAAGCUAUUGUGUGCCAUGUAGGCACCUGUGCAUGUAUCACUAGCGAAGACCAGUGCUCCAAAAUCCUUGUAAUCACUUAACGGGCAAUACGGAAGAUAGUAUAGGGGACAAUGACCUUGGAUUGAG
Dichomitus squalens LYAD-421 SS1 is the source of this 849-nucleotide messenger RNA. Its product is annotated as DJ-1. Lineage: Eukaryota; Fungi; Basidiomycota; Agaricomycetes; Polyporales; Polyporaceae. The transcript is spliced from 7 exons. Gene Ontology annotation, molecular function: protein deglycase activity. The coding region runs from base 79 to 687 and encodes 202 amino acids. Gene Ontology annotation, biological process: guanine deglycation, glyoxal removal; protein deglycation, glyoxal removal. The record is from RefSeq and is a predicted model, not a curated record. Gene Ontology annotation, cellular component: nucleus; cytosol.